AUGAGAACUUCAUGGGCAGAUGCUGUUGAAAAUGCAGCAACUGGGUCUUCUGAUAAAGCUGGGACUAGCAGCAACACCGAGCUUCCGCCAGCUCCCACUAAGCCUGCCUAUGUCCCUCCCCACCUGAGGAACAGACCUGCAUCAGACCCGCCAGUUGGUGGGCCGACACCUGGCAACGAUAGGUCUGGCUACAGUGGACCCACAGGCGGGUCGCGAUGGGCAAAUUCCAGAACCGAUUACGGGCGCCAGGGAGGAGGUGGUGGCCGUGGGGGUAGAGGUAGUUGGGGAGGUGGCAGUCGUGAAAGGGAGGUCAACCCUUUCAGCAAUGAUGGCGUGGACUCUGAUGCCGAGCAAGUUUUUAAUGAGCAGGAAAACACGGGAAUUAACUUUGAUGCUUACGAGGAUAUUCCCGUGGAGACUAGUGGGGAUAAUGUGCCACCACCUGUGAAUACGUUUGCUGAGAUUGAUUUAGGGGAGUUGGUUAAUCUGAAUAUCCGUAGGUGCAAAUAUGUGAAACCGACUCCGGUACAGAGGCAUGCAAUACCGAUUUCUCUGGCAGGAAGGGAUUUGAUGGCUUGUGCUCAGACUGGGUCGGGAAAGACUGCUGCUUUCUGCUUCCCAAUUAUCAGUGGGAUUAUGAAGGGUCAUUUGCCUCAGAGGCCUCGUGGGGUUCGUACAGUUUACCCGCUGGCUCUUAUUCUUUCACCGACUCGAGAACUAUCAAUGCAGAUACAUGAUGAAGCUAGAAAGUUCGCCUAUCAAACUGGUGUCAGGGUAGUUGUUGUUUAUGGAGGAACACCUAUAAGGCAGCAGCUUCAUGAACUUGAAAGGGGAGUUGACAUUCUUGUGGCGACUCCUGGAAGAUUGGUUGACUUGCUUGAGAGAGCUAAGGUCUCUUUAGAAAUGAUAAGAUAUUUGGCUCUUGACGAGGCUGAUAGAAUGCUUGAUAUGGGCUUUGAGCCUCAAAUCAGAAAGAUAGUUGAACAGAUGGAUAUGCCACCUCGUGGUGAGAGACAGACUAUGCUGUUUAGCGCCACCUUCCCGAAAGAGAUCCAGCGAAUGGCGUCAGACUUUCUUUCAAAUUACAUAUUUUUGGCAGUCGGAAGGGUAGGUUCCAGUACAGACUUAAUUGUUCAGAGAGUUGAAUAUGUUCAGGACGGUGACAAGAGAAGCUAUUUGAUGGAUCUACUUCAUGCUCAGAGGGCAAAUGGAGCUCAGGGGAAGCAAGCUCUUACUCUAGUGUUUGUGGAGACAAAGAAAGGAGCCGACUCAUUGGAAAAUUGGCUAUACCAAAACGGUUUUCCUGCAACUACUAUCCAUGGCGAUAGAUCCCAACAGGAAAGAGAGCUGGCGUUAAGAUCUUUCAAGAGUGGAAACACGCCUAUACUAGUCGCGACUGACGUGGCGGCCCGCGGGCUCGACAUCCCGCAUGUGGCCCACGUCAUCAACUUCGACCUCCCCAACGACAUAGACGACUAUGUGCACCGCAUAGGACGUACUGGACGAGCUGGCAAGACGGGAUUGGCCACUGCAUUCUUCAAUGAGAACAACAUGUCACUGGCAAAGCCUUUGGCUGAGCUGAUGAAGGAAGCAAAUCAAGAGGUGCCCGACUGGUUGACCCGUUUCGCAAGCCGACCGUCUUACGGAGGAAAGAGCCGGCGUGGAGGUGGCAGAUUUGGCGGCCGUGACUUUAGAAGGGACUCGCCGUUUAGUAGGGGCAGCGGUGGUGGUGGAGACUACUAUGGAGGCGGCGGUUAUGGAGGAGGAUAUACUAAUUCUGGGGCGGGCAGUGCUUGGGACUAA
Messenger RNA from Striga hermonthica, 1803 nucleotides. NCBI's taxonomy places the organism in Eukaryota, Viridiplantae, Streptophyta, Magnoliopsida, Lamiales, Orobanchaceae. The record is from the annotation of a GenBank genome assembly.